AUGAGUGCUAUCUGGGCAGGUAUCAAUGGUCAGAUCGAGCGCGCAUCCCUCCAGGCGAGAGAAGACCGGAGGGGUCGUCGAAGAGCAAUAAAUUUGAGCCAGUGGAUUAAUGAGAAUUGUCCCAAUUUGUACAAGUGGGCGCAGUCUCAUGACACUGGCGCUAGAUACGGUAUAAUGGCAAGCAACAUGUCCGAGGUGUACAAUGGUGUUCUUAAAGGGGUGAGGGCACUACCUAUCACAGCACUAAUUGAUGAAACUUGGAACCGGACUGUGUCAUACUUUGCAGAUAGAGUCACCGUUGCCAAGGCGCUAGUUGAUUUGAACAAGACCUGGUCUGAGAAGAUGCAAAGACAUCUUGAUGACAAAGCAAAGAAGUCGCAAAGACAUGGGUGCAGGCAGGUUAUGGCUGAAAUGCCCCAGCUUUUGAAUGGUUAUCACGACAACCACCACCGUUGCCAGCUUUUCAUAAAUCCAAAUCAUGAAAAUCCUCCUCAGACCUUCCGGCUUCGAACUGUAAAGACGCCCUGGUCAAUAGAGAAUCGGUUCCUUGAACACCUUGAGGCUUAUGGACUCCUACAUUUUGCGAACAUCGCAGCUCGUCGAGGACGACCGCAGAUAGUAGAACCCGCAACCCCGUACAACUAUGGUGAGGGUGUUUUUGAGCUUCUUAACGACUCACUAAUAACAUGGAACCCGUGGACUGAGGCGCACAUUGAUAUGGUAUUUGGUUCGCAACACAUGCCAGUGGAAUGCGUGAGAGAUAGUGCCUUUUGGAUGACUCGCUGCAAUUUACUCUAUCUAUGGUUUGUGGAACCGUAUAAUCCUAACCGUGUCAUGAGACAGUUCGGUCUAUAUCAAGAUAUUCCACCACCGGUUCCAAGAUGUAUCGACGAAGAAACUCAUAAGAUGAGCAAUAUGGGCAGAUCUGGUGUGGACUGGAAUGCAGAAAACAUUGAAUGGAUAAAUCAGUGGAAUAAUGAAGCUCUACAAAAUAUAGUGCCUCAGCAACGAACGUACGAUGCAACUACGACAGAAGCGUACUAUAAUUGGUAUCGCAUGAGCACGCGUACUAGACUGACGAGUGAACCACCUACGAUGCCAACACAUCCAACGCAUAUGGAACAGUUGCAGAGACGGAUGGACACAUCAUCAGCUUACUAUCGUGACUCCGCGAUUGAUAUUUGCACCCAAGUACAAGCGAUGGCGAGUGAAGGAAUGCGAGCCGAGGGAAGUGAUCCUAAACGCAGGUCGUGGUUUAAAAAAAUUAGCGAAUUCGUGAGCACAAGGAUUACGAGAUGCGGUACAGAGAACGACGUUGUCACUGCAGCGUACAACAUUCCGGAACCGAGGUCAGCUAGACCGAGUGGGGCGCCGUCGUCGUCCAUGCGAUGGGCAGAGGGUCGUAAUACUAUGCCGACACUUCCACGACAUGACUCUUCUCUACCAAUACAUGGGCAGACAUCACAGGUAAAUGCUCCAGAUGUAGGAUCGACACCCGAACAGACUCAUUUCGUGGAGCAGGAUGCAUAUACAGCAUAUGACACACACAUUCAAGGAUCUCAGCCAUAUCUGCCCACACGAGGGAUUAGGAUGCCCGAGGAGAAUCGUUGGGCUGAGACAAGCGAGGGAGCACAAAGCUACAACAACGGACAGGAAAUUAAUGAUCCAUCAUGGGGAGAUGAACAUACCCAGCGUGGCGUACAGAAAGAAAUACUCACAGAAACCCAUGAUACUCAAUGCACGCUCCCAGGAAUGAUAAAUGAUUUUUUCGGGCAGGACGUUAUUGGUCCAUCUUACAUCAAUUCUGAGUCACAACCAUUCACCUACAAUUUAGAAUCAUCAUCUCAAUAUGGAUUUCAGACUCCACCACCUAUGCAUCAGUCGCAGACACAGGAACACGAGGGACAGUACGGUCGUGGUCUUCGUGAACACAGACCCCCUGAUCGAUUGUCACCCUCCGGUCGUCGGGCAAGGCCAGCUGGUCGUCGUCGCAUAGGGUGAUUCGUCUAUGUAUGUGUGCGAACAAUUGCAUCUCUCUAUGUCAGUUUCAAACUUUCAGAUGUACGUACAAGACAUCUAUAUAGUUUCAUGAAAUAAAAGUUCGCGAUA
Messenger RNA from Hordeum vulgare subsp. vulgare (domesticated barley), 2109 nucleotides. RefSeq lists its product as uncharacterized. Lineage: Eukaryota; Viridiplantae; Streptophyta; Magnoliopsida; Poales; Poaceae. The record is from RefSeq and is a predicted model, not a curated record. Bases 1 to 2001 code for a protein of 666 amino acids. The transcript has 8 exons.